CGUCUCACUGGAUGUCGCAUUUCACCAAUCAGAGUUUGUUUUCAUGACUUGAGGGCGGGACCGCUGAUAGCCCAUGACAGGCCCGCGCUCUUUUUCAACGUUCUAAAACAGUUGGCGGGAAAUACUUGAGGCGUUACGUGAAGGUUCCAUUUAUACUUAAAAGAGUAACCAUGUCAGUCCAGACCUUUUCCUUCCCUGUACCUGAGACCAGAUUUUUUCAGGCUGGACAACAAGUCUUCAAAUUCAAGAUAAGAAGAGGAGACAUGAGCAGCGUUCAUGAGGAAGAAAUGCUGUAUGGAGAGCUAGUCAGUGAGGAGUUGGAGAAUGCUGUGCGUGCGGUACUUGCAAACCUGGAUGGUCUUCACCCCUUCACCACCCAGCAUUUCAACAUUUUUCCCUACAAAAGUAAAUGGGAACAAGUGUCCAAAAUGAAGUUCGUGAAAGAGGGUGUAAAACUGUCUCCAUACCCCUUCCUUAUCACACUGUAUGUAGAGUAUCGUGAACCAGCCUUUCCAUAUGCAGCAGUGAAAAAUACCAAUGCCUGGAACACACCGGAGAAACUGUCUAUAUUGAAAAGUCCACAGUGUGCUAGUGAGCCAAUGAGGACAGACCAAACCACUGCAAUGGAUCAUCCAGAAGAGGGCACUAUGAACCAACACAAGAAUAAUAAGCAAACCCCAGAGUGCUAUAUUCAGGAGUCCCCUUCCUCGGCCAAUGGUGCAGAAGAGAUUGUUUGUGGCAGUGAGAUUCAUGCUGAUUCACAUGUGACUUGUCUACCAGCACCAGAUGUGCAUGAUGCUGCCCCUGAAGGUCCUGACCCAAAUUCAACAACCGGACAGAACACUGGGAUCAUUACUAGAAUGGCCAGCUCGCUGUUUCCCUUCUCUCUGUUCUUCCGUAAGAGUCCUGCAAAUUAAAAAAUCCAAACCAUCGUUCCUUGACACUUACAGAGAAGAAAGAAAAAGCUAGUUUCACUUUUAAGCUUCUUCAAGGUUUUGAAUAGCACCUGGUUCAUUUGUGCUGUUUGUGCAUUCUGUUUGUGUAAUUCUUCAAAACUUAAUCAAUAAUGGUUCGAACUGUGUUCAUAUGAGUGUUUCAAAUACAUACUAAUAUUUAAAAUGGUUGCUUUGGGUGAAAAUUCCUUUUGUUGCAUGUCACUGUCAGUAAGCCUGAAAUUACAUUUAUGUUCUAUUAUGUGCGUUCACCUGAAUAGGGUCGUUAGAACAGCGAGUUUUGUUGGCUUUUUUGUGUUUCUGUGUAUCUGAGUAUGUGCGUGUUGUUGCAGCGUUCACUAAAUUGAGUGUGUGUGUGUGGCAGACCACUCUCAAGAAGGUGAGGUCAUCAGCCAAGGCUAUACACGCCCGAUCCUCUUGUCUCAAAAUCCACACCUGCUUCUGACUGCCUUUGCAAAUUAUUACAGGAUCAAAGAAGAAUUAGUUGAAGCUCUCCUGUAUCUGUCAAAGACUUCUAUCUUUGGGUUCAUGACUCAAGAAAAAGCCCAGAUUUAUCUCUCGUUUUUAUUUUCAGAGUUUACGUAUCGCUGUAACCUGGAAACCAGUAGAGUCAUGAAGAAUUAGAUUAUUAAUACAUCCGCUUGCACUUUAUAGCAGCUGCCAAAACAACAGGAGAGGGCAUGGCCUCACGUUUUCUCUUGAUGAGCUGAUUAUAUUAAUAUCUCGACCUUUAAACCUCCAUGUCAAUCAAGCUCUGAAGUUUUUUUUGAGAAGCUGACACUGUAUAAAUCUUAAUAUCUUUUUAUAAUUACACUCCAUUCUGUGAUAAAAACCCUGGAGACCUUGAAGUAUGAAUCAUGCUGAGCAUGUGUGUUGUGGGGAGGUGGGUUGAGAGGAUGUUGAAUUAUGUCAUCCAUUCCGUUUCCAAUGACAUAAUGAAUUGUGCGUGUUAGAAAGUGAAUGGAUUAAUAGUUGUUUGCUAGUUUAGUCAGCACCCAGGAAUGCAUUGUAAAGGACUUUCAAUUUAGCUUUAGCACUAAAAUAGCAUCAGGAUCAAUGACUGCAACAACAACAUUUACUGUACAUGCACAUCAUUUUUUAACGAAUACUUUUAUUCAGCAAAGAUUAAUCAAAUUGAUCGAAAUUAACAGUGAAGACUGACAUUGUUACAAAACAUUCUUAAAAUAAAUUAUUCUUUCUAUUCACAA
This is a messenger RNA of Onychostoma macrolepis, 2161 nucleotides long. RefSeq names its product membrane-anchored junction protein. Lineage: Eukaryota; Metazoa; Chordata; Actinopteri; Cypriniformes; Cyprinidae. The transcript has 11 exons. The record is from RefSeq and is a predicted model, not a curated record. Bases 171 to 917 code for a protein of 248 amino acids. Gene Ontology annotation, molecular function: DNA binding. Gene Ontology annotation, biological process: homologous chromosome pairing at meiosis; meiotic attachment of telomere to nuclear envelope. Gene Ontology annotation, cellular component: nuclear inner membrane.